UGAGACUCAGACGGGCCGCGGAGCGCGCGCUUUUACGCGCCCAAGAACACGCAGCGAGGAGGAGGAGCUCGGGGAGGCGCCUUCGCGGAGGAGCCGGGGAAGAAGUCGGGAGAAAGUUUGAAGCAGCAGCCGCAGCAGCAACAGCAGGAACAGCAGCAGGAGCUUGCUUCAGCUGCGGCGCGUUCCUCGGCUUUGUCCCCAGGCCAAGCCGGCCAGCGGCCGCCCCUCGCAGCCUCGACCCCGACGCGCGCCGCCUUUGUGCAGCCGCCGCCUGCUCUUCGCCGCUGCAGCCUGCGGGCCGGCCCGGGGGUCGCCGCCGCCGCGAAGUUCUAGUCAAGGGAAGUUGUUGGCUCUUUGACGGCGCCUUUCCGUCGUUUUCCCGCCGCCGCCGGCUGGCCGGCCUCUCUCCCGUCUUCGUCUCUCCUCCUCCCCGUCUGGGGCCGGCGGCGCAGCCAUGUCGUCCAUCCUGCCCUUCACUCCCCCCAUUGUCAAGCGCCUGCUGGGCUGGAAGAAAGGCGAGCAGAACGGGCAGGAGGAGAAGUGGUGCGAGAAGGCGGUCAAGAGCCUCGUGAAGAAGCUCAAGAAGACCGGGCAGCUGGACGAGCUGGAGAAGGCCAUCACCACCCAGAGCGUCAACACCAAGUGCAUCACCAUCCCCAGAUCGCUAGAUGGCCGGCUGCAAGUAUCCCACCGAAAGGGUCUCCCUCAUGUUAUCUAUUGCCGGCUCUGGCGGUGGCCAGAUCUUCACAGCCACCACGAACUGCGAGCCAUGGAGAUGUGUGAAUACGCCUUUAACAUGAAGAAGGAUGAAGUCUGUGUGAAUCCGUAUCACUAUCAAAGAGUGGAGACACCAGUGCUACCUCCAGUAUUGGUUCCGAGGCAUACAGAGAUCCCAGCUGAGUUUCCUCCACUGGAUGAUUAUAGCCACUCCAUUCCAGAGAACACUAACUUCCCAGCAGGCAUAGAACCUCAAAGCAACUACAUUCCAGAAACACCCCCUCCUGGUUAUCUGAGUGAGGAUGGAGAAACCAGUGACCAUCAGAUGAACCAUAGCAUGGAUGCAGGUUCUCCAAAUUUAUCUCCAAAUCCAAUGUCCCCUGCACAAAACAAUCUGGAUCUCCAGCCGGUCACUUACUGUGAACCUGCCUUCUGGUGUUCCAUCUCCUACUACGAGCUCAACCAGCGUGUCGGGGAAACUUUCCAUGCGUCGCAGCCCUCCAUGACGGUGGACGGCUUCACCGACCCUUCAAACUCUGAGCGCUUCUGCCUCGGGUUGCUGUCGAACGUCAACCGCAAUGCAGCGGUGGAGCUCACCAGGCGACACAUCGGGAGAGGAGUGAGGCUAUAUUACAUCGGAGGGGAGGUGUUCGCGGAGUGCCUUAGCGACAGUGCCAUUUUUGUCCAGUCUCCUAACUGCAACCAGCGCUAUGGGUGGCAUCCGGCCACUGUGUGCAAGAUCCCACCAGGUUGUAACUUGAAGAUUUUUAACAACCAGGAAUUUGCUGCCCUUCUGGCCCAGUCUGUGAACCAGGGCUUUGAAGCCGUCUACCAGCUGACAAGAAUGUGCACAAUCCGAAUGAGCUUUGUCAAGGGCUGGGGAGCUGAAUACAGGCGGCAGACGGUCACAAGCACUCCCUGCUGGAUUGAGCUGCAUCUGAAUGGCCCCUUACAGUGGCUAGACAAGGUCCUGACCCAAAUGGGCUCCCCGAGCAUCCGCUGUUCCAGCGUGUCUUAAAUGAGCCUGGGAGCAGAAGCCAAGACUUGCAAGUGGAAUCUGUUUUAACUCCUGGCAAAGGGCAACCUACGUCAGUCCCUCACCUGAGAAUUUACCUCUCUUUGUUUUUUUUUAAAAAAGAAAACUUGUGGCUCGUGUUGAAAACGAGCAUUUAGGGUUCGCUAGUGACGUUGCGGCCGACAGUCUCUUGGAGCCCAAUGCCGCAUAGUGAUGGCGCCUUCCUCUCAGUGAAAGAUUUUGCUCUGGCGCUGCUAGAAUGAACAGAGGUUUUGCCGUUGCAGUGCCUCGUGGACCUGGCCCAGACAGUUGGCACUUCAGUCGUAGAGACAUUUUGGACUAUGGUAGAAGAUGUUUUGACACACGCUGCCAAGUUUGAAGUGGAGCAAGACUUGCGACGUCCCUUGCAGAGGUUCUGCAGCUCACGUUGGAUGUCCACAGGUGCCCUUGUCAACAGUUCUCAGAAUGGGGGAGAGCAGGGAGAAGGGCCUCUUCUGUCUGUCUCGAUCCCCUGCCAUCCCACCGCCAGCCUGGCCGCUUCACUAGAGGACAUCCAGCUUGGGAAAUGGGUUGCAGAGAGACUGCUUUUACAUUCCUUUAAAAAAACAAGCUUUUGCUUCUGUGCCUGCAUUUCCACCUGCCAGACCCAUCCCUGUUAGACCAUUUGAAGGAAUGGCGAGGAAAGGGUAAGGAGAGAGUAGCAAUUCAGUGAAGCAGCAUUGCCCCAAACAUACAGAUAUUUCACUUCUUGCAGUGUGGAAGGCCUGAUUUAUACUGUAAUUGCAACGAUCUCAGAGGUGGUAUUAUGCACAACAUCACCACAUUCCACUUCAGUGUAUAUUUCAGUGUUCCUUCUCUGUCACAGGGAGAUCUUGCUGACUUUCCUCUGAUUUCCCCAUUAACCUAUUUAACUCGUGGGUUGUCCUCACAAAGUGCUGCCAUAACUAACUUGUUUUAAAGGCUCUGUAAGUUCAUUAGGGGAGUCUCGGGAAAGGGAGCUCAGCGGUCUCACUUUAACGGGCUGGCAGUCAAAGGCUCAUCUGAUAAGGGAAGAGAGAUGCUAAUAAUAAAUGGCCCAGGGCAGAUUCAGCCAAGGCUGUGGCAUUGCCCAUUGGUUGCCCUUGACCUGUAUAAAUUGAUCUGUUCCUCUGCCAAGGGCAGGUAGCACCUGCAAUUAGUAAGAAAUGUGCAUCUGACCAAGACUGCUUGACUGACAGUUUUUGCUUCUUAGAGUGGUUAAGGAGCUGUAAAUAGAUCAUACACUCUUCCUGUCCUGUUAGGAUGGCAGGUGUGUGUCUGUUCAGUGCUCUAUGUUCUGGUCAGCAUUUUGGACUUGAGGGCAAAAGCAAACUGAUCAAGAAAUGUGAGAUUACCAGUGCCCAGCCAGGACCUGUUGCAGGUACAUGGGAAUGUGCAGGUGGUUAAAUCUCCCAGUUCUAGGAUGAUUUGCAAGAGGCCCAGCGCAGCACUUAAAGCAGCUGUCAUUGAGCUGUUACUCCGAUUAAUUUAGUGAACUACCUUCCUCCAUAGUUCCUGAGAACCCUAUUUGAGACACCUUGUGUCCACUGUAAGAUGACUCAAGGAGCUGCUUAAAAUGUGCUAAAUAGAUUUUCUGCCUUUGCAACAUAGUGGAUUUGCAAAUAUCUGUAAAUGCUGGUUUGAAGAUGCCGUUUCUGUUUCACAUAUUGAAUUUGGUCAGGUAUUUGUCAAAUCUAGUAGGAGCCAAACCAUCACAAAGCUCCAUUGCUGUUAAUGGGAAUAUGCAAGAACCAGAUAAGCGGCCUUUGUCAAAAUGGACAGACCAGUCUUGGCAGUAACAGAAAUCAGGACCGUGAAGAGCAUUAUUUUUAGCCCAGCUGUGUUUGUUACUGAAAUAUAAUUGCCAGGUGCACCCUGGUUACUGGUGUUGUGCUUGCUCAAGGUGCUUUUGCUCAAGCAGGGAUUACAGAAUGGAUGGGCAACUUCCUGGAUCAGGGAAAUUCCUUUCUUUUCAUCUACUGUUAUUUGCCCAGUACACACACAUAUAUGUGACACACAGAACACAAAGUAGUCCUACUAAGUUCAAUGGGACUCCAGUGGAACCUUGGGUUAUGUACCGUCCUCCUUACCAAUGCUUCAGGUAAUGAACUCCGCUAACCCGGAUGUAGAUGCCCCUAGUUGCGAACUGCCCCAGGAUGCGAGCGAAAGUUAUGUGCCAGCGGCAGCAGCAGGAGGCCCCAUUAGCGAAAGCGCACCUCAUGUUAAGAACGGGUUUCGGGUUAAGAACGGACCUCCGGAACGAAUUAAGUUCGUAACCGGAGGUACCACUGUACUUCGUAGUCUGUGUCACAUAUGUUGGUGUGCUUAAAUACCUGUAGGAUCUGGUAUCUGCUAACAUAGGGACAUAGGAAGCUGCCUUAAUGCCAAGUCAGGUCACUGGUCCAUCUUGCUCUGUGUUGUCUACACUGCUUAGCUCUCCAGGGUUUCAAGCAAAGUUAUCUCCCAGCCCUAUCUGAAGGUGAUGGGGAUUGAACUACAGAGAUGCUCAACCAUGGAGCUUGUGACCUUUCCCCAUAUAUAACUGGAUGGUGUGGUCUUUGUGGAUUUGUCGUUUGUACAUACUCUGCCAUUGGGGGAAUGUUUGUUGUCCCUUUUGUAUGCAGACUCCCAUUUUAAUUCACAAACGAUUAGCAAGGCAAGGUAGAGGAAACCUCAAAAUUCAGAAAUCCACCUUCUAGCAUACACACAUUCAUCUCAUCAGCUUUUCGAGGAUCCACGCACACUCAAGUUUCCUUCUUAGGUCUCUCCUCUCUGUAGACAAAUCGCAUAUACCCCAAGCAUGUUCGAUAAGCCUACCUGUGCCUCUUUCCUCGUGUGAAAUGUGCCACAUGAACACACUCACUACCAAGGAAGGCUUCCCAGUCCAUAACGCCCAGCAAAUGAUUGUGCAUGAGAGAGAUUUGUGCUGUUUCCCAUAUUGGAGAUGCUCCUCUUCACAUGUCCCUCCAAGUUUCAAGGUCUGAUGGAGGGAGACCCCCUUUCUUAUUUAUCAAGUGUCCUCAGAAUGCAAUACAUGCAACUGAAACCAAUGGGGGGUGGUGGAAUGGUUCCUGACAGAUGUGGUUAAUCUGCCUCGUAUCCAAAUGGUAGAAUUCAAAAUGACAGCAUUUCUCCCCCAUCGAGUUUCUCAACAUAGGAAACUGCCUUAUACCAUUAGCUCAGUACUGUCUGCACUGGCUGGCAGCAGCUUGCCAGGGUUUCCAGCAGGGAUGCCUCCCAGCCCUACCUGGGAUGGGGGGGCUGGUGCCAGAUUGCAUCUGGGGCCUUCUGCAUGGAAGCAGAUGCUCUGCCACUGAACUGGGUCCAUUCGCCCAAGGCGUUUCACACGAUUACAUGCUACACUAUAAACUUCUGCACUAUAAACUGUUGUUUUCAUAAUAGAUAUGCACGCCUCCCGAGUUAGACUAUUUAUCUUUUUUAAUAAAGUGAGGGUUUUUUGUUUUGUUUCUAGAUAUAAGCUGGAAUCCAGGCAAAUGUUCUCAAGUGCACUUAACUUCCUCCAGAUUGCAUCCUUAGUACCUGUUCCAGAGGCCCCUCGUGCCUUGCCAGAUAGCAGUUAGGAAGUGGAGCUGCAAAACGAGGGACUCACGCUAUAGCUUCCCUCACCACACUCCCCUUGUGGACCUUCUCCCUCUACUUUCCUCCCUCCUCUCAUUGUGCCUCACUGCAGGUGAGAAGGGCUUGUGCGCAAUGGGACCAAGGAAGGAACCAGAAAUGGCUGGAAGGAGGAUGACCUCCUAUGUUUCAGCUGUGGUUAUUUUGGAGAGAUUGGCAGGCAGCACCAUAGCAGGAAGAGCCCCGUUUCCCUGCCCUCCUUGCAUUCCAGGGCUUCCUUAUUCUGUCUUUUGCAAAUCCUCUUCUGCAGGUUAAAACUUAAUAAUGUCACCUUAGAUGCUCUGUUGCAGAGCAGCUCAGAUCCCAGGCUUGUCACUCCAAGAGCAAGAAGGUGUUGGCAAGGACAUCUCCUUCCUCGGAGGUUUUAAAACAGGUUGGAUGGGCAUCUGUCAGGGAUUCUGUAGUUGUGAUUCCUGCAUUGCAGGGGGGUUGAACUAGAUGACCUUUGGGGUCCCUUCCAGUUCUAAGAUUCUGUGUAAAAAAACGCACUAGCCUUGCAAUCACCUUGUUCUGGCUGGAGCUGCACACCACUAGCGUCUUAAUUAUGUCACACAAUUCUGAUUUGGUUUUGAGUGGCACAGAUGUUUAUUUUUAUAGUAAACCAGCCAACAAGCCCUAAAGCUGGGUAUAUGUUACUUUGUAGGAGAGCUUUGCCCAAUCGAAGUGGUAGUUUGGUCCAGGUGGUCAGAUGAAGCGCAAGAAGGUUAUUGUUCAGUACUGCCCACAUUAUAAACUUUUGUUUUUAGUUGACGCCCCCCCCCCCUUUUCCCUGUCUUGCAGUGUCCACAGGUCCACCUCCUCCACUGCAAUGAAGGGAGAUACCAUGUGCUGGGAGCAGGACUGGGGCCACAUGAGAGGCUGCUGUGGGAGAACUUCCUUCCUUCUACUAGUCUUGACUCUCUGCCCCCAUUUGUCUUAAAUAUGCUUCUUUGUUGACACUAAUUUAAGAGGGAAUCAUAAAGCACUUGGGCCUUGCUUAAUGUAGCCUGUAACUUCCAUGUGCCAUGCUUAAUUUCCAAAAAAAAGAGAGAGGCUCCAUCAAAUAAAACUCAGCGCAUGCUCAGAGGCACCCUCCAGUUUACAGUGAUGUCACACGCUCCUGGCAUUUCACCUUGGUUCCUAGGGCUGGGCCCUGGCUCCAACGAAGCUCUGCCCCCCCCCUCCCACAAAUGCCAAAAGGGUGACUGUAAUUACAUGGCUUUUAAGAAAAAUAUUUUUUAUCUUGUACAGGAUUUUGAUAUGUAGCACUAGUGUAUGCUAUUAGAUUUAUACGUGUACCCAUACUGGAAUCUGCUCUUUUUUUAAGCUGUACUCCUCAGCCUCUACGCAAGGAGUUUUUGGUACCUUGUUAACUGGCUAUUGAGUCACUAGCUGGGUCUUUGACUCUUACACUUUUCUUUAACAUGGCUGCUGGCCGGCACACCCAGGUGGCCUUGACUGGUGUGUGUGUGUGUGUGUGUGUGUGUGUGUGUGUGUGUGUGACUGUGGUGAAACUGUUUUUCGUUUUGUUUAAUUAACGUAUUGAAUCAAGUUGCAAUGUGUAUUAUUUUGCAUCUAGCUUACUGUAGAGCAGACUCUCUUCCUCCCCACCCCACUCCCCAGUCCGGUUGCCCUCCAGCUGCUUUUGGACUACCAAGUUCCAUCUGCCCCAGCCAGCACGGAGGAGGCUACCAGGUCCAGGGAAAUUUUAACAGGCAGCAAAUUUUAACAGCCAGCAAUCACUUGCAGGAAGGAUUGGGAAAUGGGUCUGCGGCUGGCAGGGCACCUCGACGAAAGGCAGCGUGUUAGAAGAUGGAGGAAUGGCCUGGAAGAGGCCGUUUUAAGCCGAGCGUUAUGAAAAGUUGGGAAAACCCCUGCUCUGAAGCAACUCUUGAAUCUGCCUACCUACACCUAAUGGUAGGUUUUGGUGGGACUGGAGGUACAAAAGGGAUGAUAACUACAAAACACUCCCCCUUGCUCCUGGGGCUUUAGUAGUCCUGUGUGGUAGGGAACAUACCAGUGGUAAUAUCCUAACUUAUACCUUUUCUAGGGUAGAGUGAGACAUUAUUAGCCCUUCUCCGCCUUCUCUUUUUGUAGAGUAGUCCAGUUUGAGCCACAGGGUUAAAAUUGUUGAUAUAGCUUUAUAGAUUUCCAUAUUUAUGUAACUUCUUUCAAUAUUCAAGAUCGGACCAGGUAUUUAAAUUUGUCCAAAAGGGACAUUUUGGGGUUGAAGAAUUGAGAAUUUCAUUUGUGUGUGGGGGGGGGGGGGGAGGAUUGUACUUAAAAUACAACACCUGAUGGAGCUGGAUUUGGAAAGUAAAAAAGGACCCCUAUCCAGCCCGAAAUUAAGCACUUUUACAGCCCACUGAUAGCAGUGGGAGAGUUAAGUGAAUGACUAAUCUCUUCCGAUUAUAUCAGUGGGGGAUGUACUUAAUGUUUCGCUGGAUCAUGCCCACAGUAACCCCCCCCCCCAAACCAGCCCUAUUCUGUUGUGUUUGAUACGUGGCAUAUAAUUUUUAGUACAAGACACUGAGUGGUAUUAGGUACCCUCCGUUUUCAAUGUGCUAGAAUUUAGACCUAUUGAAAUGAACAGUGGUUGGCUCACUAUGCCACCCUGGCGCCCCCCAGAUGCUUUGCACCACAACUGCCACCAACCCCAUCACUCUAUUGGCUAUCCUGGCUGGGGCUGAUGGGAGUUGUAGUCCCAGAUCCUCUGAAGGGCCCCACAUUGGUAAAGGCUGCUUUGCAUAUGCAUUCUCCUGCUUCGUUAGUGGUUAACAUCUUCAGGUGGAUGAGCUGUUACUUGUAAUGCUUUCAAGUAUCCAGAGCCUGAAAUUGUUUGUUUUUUAAAAAAUUAUUAUUAUCAGUGAAACAUAUAUGGAGUAAAUAGUAUGGUUUGCCUUUCCACCUCUGUUCCCCUGCAACCAGUAGCUGCUCAUUUCAGGAGACUGCCGUGUUCUUCAAGCCUCUUCCGUCUUUAGAUGGAGUUAGCUCAGCAAUCAGUUCCUUGAAAAAAGCGUUUCUCUGGCUGUUGCAAUCUGGUCUACAUCCAGUAUUUGCUUUUUCUCAAUUUUAUACCUGAGGAUUAUGUAUUAAUGAACCUUUGCUUGUCAUCUAUGGGUCUUUAGUUUAUUAAGCUUAUUUUUAUUAAAAAGCCUGUAAUAUCCAUGUCCUCUCAUUUCUUAUAUGAAACUUGUACAGUUCUUUUUCCCCCCAGGGUGUGUGUGCUGGUUGUUAAAUAUAAUGAUCCCUUCUUAGGAGGGUACUUGCAUUUAAAUGACACCUACAUCAGUUAGGGGGCACCACCUUUGACGACAACCAUCUGCAGUGAGUUGAUAGUGAACUGCAGGUUGCUUAAUAAUCCCUCAUGCAUGAUGAACACUCUGGGUGCAUGAUUGUGCAGAUAAUUCAAAUGAGAGGUUGGUCAGACAGAACCAUCCCUUCUGCUUUAUAAAACUUAAUGGCAGCCUUAGCCGCCUUCCCCUGCCAUGGGCAUUGUGGUGCUGGGGGUGGGAGGUCCUGUAAUACACAACAGAAGGUACCAAACAGUUCAGGGUAGCUCACCUGUGGCCCUCCAUAUGCUGUUUGAAUGAAAUUGUGACUGGCUUUUGAAAUUUCAAUAUAUUUGGGCAUGACAUUUCCCCCCCAAAAGAAAGCCACACAAGUAGUUAGGCCUACCGUAUUUUUCCAUGUACAAGAUGCCCCCGUGUAUAAGACAACCCCAUUUUUUUUCAACCCAAAAUUAAGUUGUUUAGCUUUGGGGGGGGGGGUCACUUAUGCCAAUCACUCACCCGCCACUGCCGAUCACUUGCCACAGCCACUACCUAUUGCACACCUUGCCGCAGCCACAGCCAAUCUCUUGCUUGCUACUGCCAUUAAUUGCACAUCCCCCCUCUGCAUUCGUUAUCCAUGUAUAAGACAACACCAAAUUAUUGCCUUUUUUUAAAUAGCAAAAAGCACCGUCUUCUACAUGGAAAAAUAUGGUAUUUAGUUUAUGACCUGACCUAUUCCUCACUGUCUAUAAUGCCAGGGUUCAAGAUUUACUGCUCAUGGAUAACAAACUUUAUUCAGCCCAUUUACAGUACACAAAAGAAACACAAGAGGUACAACAGGCUUUCACUGUGGGUUUCCCCCCAUUAAUGUCUAGAUCACCACCUACGGGGGAGAUCCCCCCUGCAUAAGCCCCUCCCCACCCCGGUGAUGAAAUGAUGCUGAGUAAGAAACCAACCAAGGCUUUCCCUUAUGCAGGGAAAUAUCAGUGGAUUGUGGUCUUCGUUUACUUCAAAAGCAGAAAAGGAAACGCCGGGGCUUGUGCAAACUCAAGUUUUAUGCUGCUUCUAUCCACACUUUGUUUGCACCAAAAGCAGUUUAAUUCUUCCUUUGCUGCAGUGAAUUUAAUCCUAUAUUCUGCCAUUGCUUGGUCAGAGAUAAAAUUCCCCUCUCCCAGGGGAUUGCAUACAGAGCUUUUGACCCCAAGCGGCUACACUUGAAGCCAGCAAUUGAGAAAAUCUCCAUAGGGUAGGAACUCUUGACUACAGUGACACACUAACCCUGCUUUCUGGAAGGAGAUGGACACCACACUCCGUCAUACACUACUACAGUGACAUGAGAGCCAAAUAGACCAGCUGUGGUCCUCAAGCCUCUUGGCUGGGCACCCUCUUUCCCUUAUCCCACCUGCCCCCAUCUCUAGCAGCAAGAUGCUCCCAUCAUUUGCCCUAGAAACUGCAGAAAUAGCUGCCUUCCUCUAAUGGAGGUGUUGGGGUUUCAAUCUUCCACACUCAGCUUCAUUCACCUUGCCCAGUUACUGGGAGCUGGUGCACAGGGCAAGGAAACUGGGCUUAUAAAAUACUACAGGACACUGCAUGCCUUUCUCCUGCCUGUUUACUGCUGCACCUACAUUUUCAGCUGCCAUAAGAGGAAUGGGGUGUGUGGAGGUGGGGAUAGGACAGGCAGGGAACAUUUCCAUACCACACCUUUCUCAUGCCUGUUGUGAUGACAAAAGGUUGAUAAAAUAUUCAAAAAGCAUUUUAGCCUGUGCGAGUACCAUUUGGUCUCAGAUUUUCCCAUCAUGUACAAGUACACCCAGAAAUAUCACUCCCCCCCCCCGCCCAUUCCACUAACAAAGGCUUGCUGAUUAUUAUCUCCCCCCUGCCCUUGGUCUCCUUUGAAAUGACGGCAAAUGAAAAGAUGUGCAUGUGUGGAGGUAUACAGUACACAAAUGAGAGUUUCACAAAGAGAUGUUUUACAGCUCUCUGUUGGGGUUGGGUAGGGACUGUGAUUUUCUUUUCUUUUCUUCCAGAGAUGCAAUAGCAACACAUCUGCUGCUUCAUUGACUUGAUAGCUCCCAGGUUCCCACUGACAGAUCCAGGCAAGGAAAUAAACAACAGGGCCAUCCACAUUUCAGUGUGUUGGAACUGAGCAAGGAGUAGGUCUUUCUCCAGCCUCUGCUGCACCCAAUGCAAAAAACUAGGCCUUUCGUCAAAGAAAAAUUGCUAUGGCAGCCAACAACGGCUGGUUCGCAAGAAACAAUCCUUGUCGCAACAUACAGGCCUUAGUUGUCCUCGUCGGAAGACAAGCCUUCGAUCUCAUCUCUGUCUCCUCCGAUGGCCAUCCAGAAUGCUUUGGCAACCUACAAUUCAAGAGAUACCAAGACAAUAAAGUCUCAGGGGACAGCCACGCUCCUGCAGCAGAUAAGAAACCAACUCAUUUACACACCCGUGGUUAAGAGUGGAGGUUCCCUGUUAAGUUCCCAAGGGCCAAUCUGUGUGGCCUCAAACACAACAGCAUUAACAUUCUCUCUAAAGAUAAACCAAAUUAAGCAGGUUCCCAUAAAUUCUCCUUUCGCUAAUUGAGGAAAAGGCGAGGCCACUAGAAUCUAGUUGAUAAUAUGCCAAUGAGCCGAAGUACCAAAGGCCCCCCCCCAAAUAGUUGCUUUAGGCUAUUUUUGGCUUAGAAUGCUUGCAGUGCAAUUUCUACUUAGAAAUGUUGGCCAAGAAUGACUCUUUAAGGGAAGUUUUGAGCUCUUCUGAAACUCUCACCUUUUCUGCAUGCAGUUUCCUCUGUUCGUGAGGCAGUGUGGCAGCCUUUUCUGUAGGAAUGAAAAGGAAAGAAAGUUACAGUUAAAACUGGUCAGGAGUCAAGAAAGAGCAGAAGGGUGUUUCUCCAGUUUGGGGGGGGGGGGGAACUGGCCAAGCUGAAAGAAAACUACACAAAAGGGACCAGCCUGAAAAUAGAAAGUAUGCACUGGUUCUUUCAUUGCUGAAGAACCAGAUACCAAACCAGCAAUGUACCCAAAAGGCAUAUUUUUGAAUGAGAAACAGGAAAUCUGGACAGCUCAUAAAGCUCAUCUAAAGCAUAAAAAUAGUACUGGGAGGCCAAACAUUCAUCUCUGGAUCAGUUUUUAAUCCUCCAUCUUUGCUCUCUCCUAAACCUCCCAUUUACCUUUGCUGUGCUAACAAGGUAAUAGGAGGCAGGCCGCAGUGUCCUUCCUCUGUUCCUCCAUGCCUGAGAUGCUGUUAUAGCAGCAUGCCAGGUGCAAGGAGUACUGGGAAAUUCAAUUUUCCUAGGGCCACUUGCAUUUCUCUGUUGUAGGAGGAGAUACCUUACUUACUUCAUUCCUUUGCUGCCACUACAGUGGAACCUCGUGUUACGGACGGAAUCCGUUUUGGAAGCCCGUCCGUAACACGGAACUGACACAAGCCGAAGUGCUGCGUCUGCGCACGCAUGCGGCGCGAUUUAGUGCUUCUGCGCAUGCGGCAAAACCCAGAAGUAACCCAUUAUGGUACUUCCAUGUUGCCGUGGGACGCAACAUGAGGUAUGACUAUUGCAAAAGCUACAAAGAGUGGCAAGGAGGAAGAGUCAGAUUCUACUGCCAUCUCAGUGACAUCACUGGGGAUGAAGCAAGCUCAGGUUAAACCAAACUAUCUUUCAAGUUUUAGAAAACAUCCCCCCCCCAAGUCUGACAAGGAGAGUUUCCCCCACCACUAGAAAACAGAAAGCUGAGUAGAAUCUAUAUUGAAAUCUUAACUCCCAGAUUUAAAAAAAAUAGGAAACUUCACUUGUGGCCAAGAACUGCUGGCCCAAAUAGAAAGGCUUGCAAGAGACUGUGUCAUACACGAGAAGGGCAGUACCUUUCAUUUCCUUCAGCUUGGAGAACAAUCGCUCGAAGUUCUCUAGGUCACCCUCUCCUGCAGUGAGGCUUGCAAGCUCUUGAAUAUCCAUAUCCAACAUAGGAUCUGCAAGAAUCAUAAGAGCGGAAUGAAUGUAUGUCCACAUUUGCAGCCCAUCUCUUUUGGCUAUCUAUUUGGACAUAUGGACUACCUAUAAGUAAUCUACAAGUCAGGAUUGAUUUUAUAUGUAUGUGAGCUGGUGCUGUUUUUUUUUUCUUUCAAACAAUUUUAAGCCACGGUUUGCAACAAAAACAAGUACAGUGAAUAAGAAUACAUAAAACCCAUUAAAAAACCCAGUUCACUAAACACACACACAUAUCACUGAACGGCAAUUACUAACAGCAGUUGCAACCAACAUCAGGUGUCUCCUCUUUUUGUUACAUUUGCAUUAAGAAAUUUAAAGAAAAGCUAAGUGGAUUUAGACCAGGCAUAGGCAAAAUCGGCCUUCCAGAUGUUUUGGAACUACAACUCCCAUCAUCCCUAGCUAACAGGGCCAGUGGUCAGGGUUGAAGGGAACUGUAGUCUCAAAACAUCUGGAGGGCCAAGUUUGCCUAUGCCUGAUUUAGACCAUAUACAUUUGCACUGGGCAAAGGCGUGGACCCAAAGAUACCCCCCCGAUUCAAACAAAUUCAGCCCACAGCACUGGGGCACAUAGGCAGCUGUGACCUGCCAGCUGCUUGCUGGAGGGGCAGGGCCCUAGUUGCUCCCAGUAAGAAGUUUGGUCUUGCUUGCUCUUUUCUCCCAAACCAAAGAUAAUUCCUCACCAGCAGCGGGGUCAGCUUGCUGGCUGUUUGCAUCAGCCACGUCUUCUCCUGCAUCGACAGCUCUCUCCACUGGCAAGGGAUCAGGCUGGCGGGGAGGGAGAAAUGAAAUUAGAUACAACAUAUGCAACAAGAGAGCUGGUCUUCUGUCUUUCACAGGCCACAAGUCCCAGACCAAUGUGGAAGGAAAUUUCCCCACAAGCCCUGACAGAACUGGCUUUGUUCCACACUGCUAAGAAGACAGCAGGAUUUGGUACUGGGCAAAGAAUGUAGUAUCCAUGGAAUCUUUACCUUUUUAAAAAGGUAAAGAGCAAGUUAAGUUCCUAGUCCUCAUGGCUGUGAUAAGCUUAAGUUAUGGACCUGUAAACUGACCAAUUUAACCCACAAAGGGAGCUCAUAGCUGCAAUAAAGGGGACAGGAGUGCAAGAAAGGAUGGACAAAGAAGGUUUUUUGGGUGGAGAGGGCAGGGAGAAUUAAAAAAAAAAGGAUUUAAAAAAAUUACUGUUUACUUCUGGAGCUUCGUUUUCUUCUGUCCUAAGCCUGCGACUUGUGCCCGUUAAAGCAGGAAGGAAGCCAAAGCCUUGAUUCACAUCUGAAAAGAAAGAGCUGUGAGUAUAACACUUGAAGUGAUGCCAGUUUCGAGGGGGAAGCAGAAGCCCUUCCUGUAUCACUUUGUGUGUGAGGUGUGCUCUCCGUAUAAAAACAUAAGCAGGAGCUUCGUGUAGCUGCUGAUCAGCUGACUGACAUAAGCAUCAUGGGAGAAGGCUGUGGAUCAAGGGAUGAAUGGGUAGAAUUCCUAUGCAAGAACUAUCUUGGUGAGUUCUAACCUCCACCCACCCCCCAUUUUCCUUAAGCUACCAGCCACGACUAGAGAGAGAUGUCUGCCCAGUAACUAGGCUGUUCUCCGGGGAGGACACAACAACUUUCCCAAGCAGGCUUCCCCUGCACUACAGGGGGGGGGGGACCUCUUCUGCCAUUUGCUACAAUGGUGCCACACUGAAGUUAAAUUCAGAAGCCCCCUGAGUUUUUUGUAACCAUCUGUGCAAUCAAAGGGAAAUUUCCCUCCCUGGUGGAGUCCUACAGAGUUUGCUCUGCUGUGAUGUGUUAACAUCUGUGACUGCGGACUUAAAGAAAGGAGGUCAGAAAACUCCCACCUUGAAGCCACCAAGUGGUUAGCCUUGCACAUUCCCCCAACUGAGCAGAUGUGCUUCGACACCAUUGAAAGCUCAUUCUGUUACAGUCAUACCUCAGUUUAAGUACGCUUCGGUUUGAGUACUUUCAGUUUAAGUACGCUUCGGUUUGAGUACUUUCAGUUUAAGUACUCCGCGGACCCGUCUGGAACGGAUUAAUCCACUUUCCAUUACCUUCAAUGGGAAAGUUCGCUUCAGGUUAAGUAUGCUUCAGGUUAAGUACAGACUUCCGGAACCAAUUGUGUACUUAAACCGAGGUACCACUGUAUUAUGGAACUAAGGAGGGUGGAGUAUUCAAAGCACAGAGUUUCAGGUGUCAUAUAUACAGGGAUGCAAAACCCCAAGGCCAAUCUCCACACAACUUCACCCCUCCACAACCCAGAAGCCUUUGAGGUGAGCAAACACAAUGGAAAGGGUGGUGCAGUGGUCAGAGUGCUGGACUAGGAGCUGGGAGAGACCAGGGGGUCAAAUCCCAACCAGCCAUGAAGCUCCCUGAUUGACCCUGGACCUUUCACACUUUUGGCCUAAACAAUCUCACAGGGUUAUUGUGAUGAAAAACUGAGAGGGGAAGAAUGAGGUAUAUCGCCCUAAGGAAAGGCGAGAUAGACAUGUGAAUGAAAGUGAAUAUAAAAAGAAAGGAGAAGGAAAAGCAAUACGGAACAAGACAAUCCAGGGUGUCAGCACUUCUUUCGGCUAGUAUCAAAUCUCUACUCCCAUAUCAAAAUGUAAUUAUAUGUCCAAACAGGUGACGUUAUCUGACCAAUCCAGGCACUCUUUGUUUCUCUUCUCUUGCAAAGGAAAUGCAUCCAGUUCCAAGCACCUGGGGAAUCAGUCCAGCCAGGUGCCUCCUGCAACCCAAGCCAUUUCAGACCCUGUUUAAAGGAGAUGUGCUCCGGGCCAUCGCUCUGUGAUGGGAUGGAAGGCCGUAAAUCUAGAAGUGAAGCACAGAGCACCAGAGGGAGCUUCAUUUCUAGUUAUAGGGGCUAGAGCGACCUGAGGCUGCCAGGGCUCUGCUUGAAUGAGCUUUAAUUUCUCAUAAGCCUCGAGUGCCAAUUCUGACACAGAAUGAAGGCAUGAAGAGGAGCCUGAGCAAAGCAGUGAGAGAGCAGAGGAAGUUAUAGAGGAAGAGACACCGUUUUUAAAAAGCAGACCGAAAAUGACGUACCAUUUUUCAUCACCACAUUUGACCAAACAUUGGCAUUCAAGGCUUGGAUGAUUCGCUUCACUCCUGUCGAUUCUGGAAAGUCGUCUAAAGAACCAGAGAGGGGAAAGGAAAUGUGCUUUUAAAAAGGCUUCUUCAGAAAUCAAGCAUCAGAUUAAGAAACUGGAAAGAAGAAGAAGACACUAUCUCUUAAUUUAGUGAGGAAUUCUGGGUGCACUUAUUUAAACACACAAAGAAGCCUCUGAUAAUGUUGCUGUUUCUUAUUUUUUAAAGCCAUUCUGUAAAUUCUGGGGAACUUUCUCAGAUAUUCAGCAGAUAAACAUAUAUUCAUUCAAUUUCCCAAGAACAACACUGACUUUCUUUGGUUAAGGUGCAAAAUAUCACUCUUACUUUAAACUUACACCCCAAAAUGCGUUACCCAUCCUGAACCUUUGGAGGAGAGUGAGAUGCAAAUAAAGAGCUUGGAACAAAGAUGAGAAAUGUAAUACUGAGUUCUCAGCCAGCUGUUGCUCUCUGUCAAAGCUGACUUUGCUCUAGCUCAGUUUUCAAAUUGGAAGCAACGAAGAAGGGUUAAAAAAGAAA
Messenger RNA from Zootoca vivipara (common lizard), 16229 nucleotides. It is a transcript of the gene SMAD3, whose product is annotated as SMAD family member 3. Gene Ontology annotation, cellular component: heteromeric SMAD protein complex. Gene Ontology annotation, molecular function: DNA-binding transcription factor activity, RNA polymerase II-specific; RNA polymerase II cis-regulatory region sequence-specific DNA binding; I-SMAD binding. Lineage: Eukaryota; Metazoa; Chordata; Lepidosauria; Squamata; Lacertidae. Gene Ontology annotation, biological process: SMAD protein signal transduction; transforming growth factor beta receptor signaling pathway; anatomical structure morphogenesis. The record is from RefSeq and is a predicted model, not a curated record.